This is a messenger RNA of Exophiala xenobiotica, 4185 nucleotides long. RefSeq lists its product as uncharacterized. The transcript is spliced from 7 exons. The record is from RefSeq and is a predicted model, not a curated record. The coding region runs from base 1 to 4185 and encodes 1394 amino acids. NCBI's taxonomy places the organism in Eukaryota, Fungi, Ascomycota, Eurotiomycetes, Chaetothyriales, Herpotrichiellaceae. Gene Ontology annotation, molecular function: methyltransferase activity.
AUGGCUCUGAACGGUAUGAAUUGGACUUCCAGGUCUAGCGCAGCAACACCUCGGAGUCAACAUCCGCUUCCGGGCAGCUUUUCAGAUGACGACGAUUCAACCGUUCUGUACAGUGAAGAGGACGUAGAUGUACUCAAGAAAUGUCAAGUAUCCUUGGGCUUGAGCAGGAAAUACACUCCUAAAUGGCGUCCGAGAGAUGCUUUCAGAGAGCUUUAUCAGAACUGGAAAGACGGUAUACUGGCAUCAUUCGACCUGGAGCCGCGUUUCUUCAAACCAGUCAUUGCAGAAGAUGAUCGAUUCAUCAAAAUCACCGUCCACGCGCCUCGCUGCUCCAACGGCUCGAAAGAAGAUGCACAACAGCUGAUGGGCUAUGUCCAGUUUGAUAAAAAUGUUGGCUUGCUUGAAAUGACCAAUUUUCGGGCUCGAUUGGAGAGAGAGCAUCUCGAUCUUGGGGAGAGCAGCAAGAGAAGUGACCAAAAUCUUGCAGGCUGUCAUGGCGAGGGCUUCAAACUUGGGGCGCUUGUUAUGUUGAGGAAUGGCUACGCAACCAAGUUCGAGUCGAACUCGUUCUACUGGAAUUUCAGUCUGCGUGGCGCAAACGUACGCACGACCUUAUACUGUCAGCUCAAUCCAAAAGCUCCUCGUCUUGUGCAGAAAGAGAGGGAAGAGUUCGAAAAAAAGAGAAAGACACCAGGGUUUCGACGCGGCCUCACCUCCAAUAUCUGGGAGGACACUACUGUCAAAGUAGGCAAGGUCAAGAAUGGUGGCUAUGCAAUCUCGACGAUCGAUUUUCGCGCAUGGAUGAAAGUCGCACUCGACCUCGACAUUCCCGAGAAUGAACAGAUCAUACCCACUGACACCGGAGACCUCAUUCUCGCAGAAGAAUAUGCAGGACGAAUCUACCUCAAAGGUCUGAGAGUCGCUGGUCAAAGCUCUGCUAGGAAUGACUACCGUUUUGGCUACAACUUCCAUCAUGGAGCAAUAAGCAGAGACAGAGAAAGACUACUAGAUCGACACGACGAAGCCAAAAUGGUUGCCAGAAUCUGGGAGGAAUCCAUUGUACUCCGUGGAGACGCCGUGACAGAUCGUUACAUUAAGUUGUUUCGAGAUGAUGAUCAAGCACUCGAUAUCGCUUUACCUAACCAAAGUGUCUCUAGACUUGUCACGGACAAGAUAUGGAAGCGACUAAGACUCCAAAAUCCCCUGGCGUUCUUCUUCUCGGAAAAGGAGGUUACUACGACCAAUGUAAUGACCGAGGAAGUCAUUAUUACGAAGGACCUCGGAAAGCAGCCUUUCAAGCUACCAAAAGGAUUGUGGGAGCUCUUGAGAAAAUACUCGCUAGCUCGCACGCCGCACGAAGAAAGACUCUUCGUCUUCUCGAAUUCUCUGUCUGUCCCAAUUCCCGAUCAUCCUUUCUGUGUUCAGGUUGCACGAGCGCUCACAAGCUCACUGAAGCUGCAUGGAGCGUUACAGGAUAUUCAGGUCCAAUUUGUGAAUGGCGGCCUCUCGAGCAUCGACGUGCUGUUCACCGAGGAGCGGAACCUGCUUCAAAUCCACGGGAAGUGGCUCGACUACGCCAAUAUCCAUGAGAUAGCCGAGUGCAACUUCUUUCAAGCGAAAGGCGGACAAUUGUCGAAAGAUGAUAUAUUCUUCUGCGACCAUAUCGUCCAUGACUUAUUCGAACUGCUGCUUGGAGAAACGCAAGGCCCAUUGGAGCUCGACGCCCAAGAGUGUCGCAAGCUCCGAAAGAUGGCAGCUAAGAGGCUUCAUGAAAUGCCCCGGCACGUCCAGUUGAGCGCCACAGAAAAUGCAGGGGAGCUCUCCGUUCAGUGGGCGGGAAACCAGAGCAACUCAUUUUCCGAGAGAUAUGGGGCAAACAUCAGAUACCUUGUUAUCCUGCACAAGAUGGGCAUGUGUGAGGUGCAGAAAAACACUCUGCUCAGCCGGAUUGAUACAACUAGGAAUGGCGAUUUGCAUCAACAUCGAACACGGACCACUGCAGUCUGUGGUUGUCCUGUUCAGGCCAUUCCCGGCAACAAAUUCGAGGCUGUUUUUCAUGGCCUCGAUCAUCGCGAGGACUAUUUUCCCAUGGUGUCGCGAUUCGAGGACAAGGCAUUCUUUGGGUGGCCUCCAGCACCCGUCCGACCUACCGAAGCAGACAUUGCGUCGUCAUAUUCCUCAAUACCGACUCCCGGCCUUGACAUGGAGCGUCUUUCUACACCUGCAAGCGAAUCUGACGAAGAGAUAGAGUCUCUGGGGGAUGUCACGUACGAUACAGGCGAGGGCAGUAGUUCCAUUGAGCCGCAGUCCACGCCAGCCCUCUCGGUCGAAGUUCCACCGUCCAGGCUCGGUCGCAGCAGCGCGCCUGAAGCAACGUUCCCACACAGAUAUCGAUCUCGCGGCGCGAGUGAUGCCGAGGACUUGGUUGCCCGUGAUCUUUUGAACCAAGAUGAACUUGAUUGGAGAGUAUGGCAUGAGGAAGAACUACCGAUACAGUUCGCUAAGCUGCGCCCGAGUCGUGUACAAACCCAGCAUGAUGGAACGAGCCUAUCUAGUCUAGAAUGUGAACACCUGGACUACACUUUCGAGAAGGAUGAAUACGCCUGCAUCUACAGCGGCCCACAAGGAUUUGCCCGGCACGUCGUACUCGUGCAUGGCAUUCUUUCAAUCAACACUUGCAGCGGGUUUGGCUACCGUUUGCUGUGCACCAAGUACUCUUUUAUUGCCGAUAUGGACAUCUUCAAGGCACCAACGUCGGCCAUGCAAAACGCAUCGGGUUGGGAGGCAAACAGUGACAAAGAGCUCGUGCUGCAUUUUGGGAGCUUCGAUCACAUGGGAUUGGAAAGUGACGCCGAGGUAAUAGAAGUGACAGACAUUGUGCGCGCUCAUGGCCUUCACGAUGGCGCCCUGUCAACUUGUGGGGAUGGUGUUGAGCAUGUGGUGGCUCCACUCUUUGGUGAGGAUGGCUCUUUGUUGUUCUGCCGAAUUGCAAUCCGCGGUUCCGAGGAAUCUGGUACUGCGUGCCUGACGCCGCUAGCAUCUCAUCUCGUCAAGCGCGAAGGUCGUUGGAGACAUUGCCGUUUCAUGAAUGCCUCAGCACCGUCAGUUUUCGAUCUCUCAUCAAAUGUCCUCGGACCAUCGGAAGGAUUCUCACAGUCGGGGUUCUCCAUUCAUGCAGCCAUGGGCUUCGAUCAAUCCAGAGACGUCACUUGGAAGCUUCGCCAUCACACCAGCCAAGUAUACGACGGUAGCUGCCAUGCAAUAUCCGAUGACUUUCAACUAGGCCGGCUCCAUCCUUUCUCGACACCGGAUCCAAAGCCCCCAAAGAUCGCACUCCUUGCAGGAGACCCGGGAAACUUCAGAUUGAACAGCUUGAACACUAAGCUUCCGACCACGGAGGAAUUCUUGAGGCCCUUAACAGCUAUCAACAAAAUUGCAGAGAAUGUCAACCCCGAUUUCAUCGUCUUGCUGUUGUCGCCGAGUGUACUCCAUCCUCGUGCCAUGACUGACUUUCUGUCAACCAUCAUUCAGUUGCUCGAAAGAAAGAUGUCGGUCCAUAUCAAGCUUAUACCUCUGAAGAAUUAUGGUCUUCCUCAGGAUCGGAGUGUACUUACUGUGGUGGCGGCUCCCUUCUGCGGCCUACUUCCUUGGGAACCUUUCUGUGCUCCGGACAGCCUUCAGCCCGAGACCAACGUUGCCGAUAUGCUCCGAGACCUAUCUUUCGAAAAUCCACGGAAUGUUCAUGGAAAUGGAGUUGGGUUCAUCUGCUCAGCGCCUAGUCAGCUAGAGUCUGACCAGCCAGACUGUCGGGCAAAGCAUGUCUAUAACCAUAUGACGGGGCAGCGACCGUCUGUCGAUGGCUCCAGUACUGUUGAAUUAGGCUCCAGCCUGACGCUACAUAACGGGACAAAAUUCUGGGUACAUCCAAGCCGAAAAGAUCGAGUCACUGUGCGUGAACUUGCGCGCAUCCAGGGCUUCCCUGACGACUUCGUGUUCUAUGGACCGGAAGAACUGCAGUACGAGAGCGUCUGUCGGGCAGUGCCACCUGUGAUCGCGAAGAAAGUUGCGCAGACGAUUCGACGUGCCAUCGAGACUAGGUCGUUGGCAGGGAAGGUGGCGAAUCGAGGCGAUCUUAGGCAAAGCAGUAAGAGAGCAAGAGUCGAAGAUGAUACGGAAGGAAUGUGA